CUCAACGGUGAAGGAAAAACUUCCAAACUUCAGAGAUGGCAGAAGUCGCUCCAGCCCCCGCCGCCGCUCCGGCAAAGGCUCCCAAGAAGAAAUCUGCGGCCAAAUCGAAAAAAGCUGGCCCCAGCGUGUCCGAUCUUAUUAUGAAAGCGGUUGCCGUUUCAAAGGAACGCAAAGGGGUAUCUCUUGCUGCCCUGAAGAAGGCUCUGGCUGCUGGUGGUUACGAUGUAGAAAAAAAUAACUCCCGUGUCAAGCUGGCGCUGAAAUCCUUGGUCCAGAAAGAAACCCUGGUCCAGACGAAAGGAACCGGUGCUUCAGGAUCAUUUAAAUUGAACAAAAAAACGGAGGGUAAGAAGCCAGCGAAAAAAGCGGCUCCUAAAGCUAAGAAACCGGCAGCAAAGAAGCCAGCGGCAGCCAAGAAACCGAAGAAGGCGGCUGCUAAGAAACCAGCAGUCAAGAAGUCCCCAAAGAAAGCCAAGAAGCCAGCACCGGCUAAGAAGGCUGCUAAAAGUCCGAAGAAAGUGAAGAAGCCCGCCGUGAAGAAAGUCGCGAAAAGCCCCAAGAAGACCAAGGCAGCCAAGCCAAAAGCUGCGAAACCGAAGGCCGCCAAAGCCAAGAAGGCAGCACCCAAAAAGAAGUGAACGGCGAUUUUGACAAAAUUUUUCAAACCCAAAGGCUCUUAUAAGAGCCACCACAACUUCCAGAAAAGUGCAGACCAAUUCCAUUUUUAUGGUGUGUAAAUGUUUUAGUUUGUAUGAAUGUUUAUGAGGAUAUAUUUUAUGUAAUCGUGCACUAAAUUGCACAUGGCUAGCUGGCUAGCUAUAAAUGUUCUAAUUGUAGGUAUACUCGCUAUAUUUAUUUGUCAUUUAUUUACUGUCUGAUAAGCGGAGGUAGACUGAGCAUUUUAAUUUAACGAUCCCCUUUGCUAAAAAGAGCAUUGAAUGGUAGGCCUACUUAAAGCACCUGACACGAAAUAAUUAAAUAAGCUAGCAAUACAUGUAGAUCUAAUUAAUCAGACCAGUCUGUUUUUAGUAGGCUACUUGUAGGCUAACACUGGUACCUUUAAGUUGACUAAUAUUUCUGUGUCCCAUAAUUUCAGGACAAACCCCUAUUGGGAAAAACACAACGGAGCUAUAUUAACCUACACGUCAGUGUUUUAGCAUACAAAGUUCUCAAACUGGUACAUGUUAAUACAAUGUGUCGGAUGUGCGACAGCUAUCUCGACAACACGCGACCUUUAGUUACGGUACACAGAAUCUGUACAGAAGUAUACCUGUAGCCUAAAUUGUGUGUAUUUCAUAUAAUAUUUUAUGGACAGGACGGGACUUCUAUUAUACCGUUUUGUUUUGAACAAAUGCGCCAAAUUCAAACAAUCCAAUCACACUGGAACCUUUGCCAUAGCCAGUCAGCAAAUGGGAACCGCCUCUUCAAAUUUAAACAAGCCGAAAGCUACCUAUUUAUACAGCGAUUUUGUACAUUGUACGAGUAAUGCAUCCUUUUGGCGAUCAGACUGGCAUGUGAAGAAUGUUUAUUAAAUUGGACUUUUGGUGUGUG
This is a messenger RNA of Megalops cyprinoides (Indo-Pacific tarpon), 1551 nucleotides long. Its product is annotated as histone H1. NCBI's taxonomy places the organism in Eukaryota, Metazoa, Chordata, Actinopteri, Elopiformes, Megalopidae. Gene Ontology annotation, molecular function: structural constituent of chromatin; DNA binding. The transcript has a single exon. Gene Ontology annotation, cellular component: nucleosome. Gene Ontology annotation, biological process: nucleosome assembly. Bases 36 to 638 code for a protein of 200 amino acids. The record is from RefSeq and is a predicted model, not a curated record.